Messenger RNA from Elaeis guineensis (African oil palm), 2392 nucleotides. RefSeq names its product protein NRT1/ PTR FAMILY 2.13. Gene Ontology annotation, molecular function: transmembrane transporter activity. NCBI's taxonomy places the organism in Eukaryota, Viridiplantae, Streptophyta, Magnoliopsida, Arecales, Arecaceae. The record is from RefSeq and is a predicted model, not a curated record. Gene Ontology annotation, biological process: transmembrane transport. Gene Ontology annotation, cellular component: membrane.
AUGGACAUGGCUGCAGCGGUCCCCCCACCAUUAUUGGCCUUUUGGCUCCACCCAUCAGCGGAAUCAUCCCUCUUCUUAUUUUAGAGUCUGAGGAUGUUCAUUCCAAAGGACUGCCAAGGUGAUAGCAGGCCGGCAGGAUUUGGAGGGAUCAGAGAGAAAGAGAGAGAGAGAGGUGAUGAUGAUGAAGAGUUGGCUACGAGUGUUCAUGUACAUGAAAUGUACCCCCUUCACAUCGCCGUCGUCUGAACCCAUGGAGGUGGAAGGAGCCAACCGGGAGGUGGAAGGAGCCAAACGGGAGGUGGUCGCCAGGAAGCCCAGAGGAUGGCAAUGCAUGCCCUACGUCAUAGGGAAUGAGGCAUUUGAGAAGGUGGCAUCAAUUGGGCUAACAGCAAAUCUAACAGUAUAUCUGGUAAACCAUUUCAACAUGGAGCAGGUGGAGGCAGCAAACUUGACAAACAUCUUCUAUGGGACAACCAACUUUACACCCCUGAUAGGUGCCUUCAUUUCUGAUGCCUACUGGGGAAGAUUUCGAACCCUAGCUUAUGGCUCUUUUGCAUCUCUCUUGGGAAUGCUGGCCUUGACCCUCUCUGCUUCAAUCCCACAACUGCAAACACCAAGUUGUAGCCAAUUGGCCCACCAAGUAGGACAAUGCAUGAAGCCAUCUAAAGCAAAACUGAGUAUCUUGUUCAUCUCCUUGAGCUUCUUGGUUCUUGGCGCCGGGGGUAUACGGCCAUGUAGCUUGCCCUUUGGCGUCGAUCAAUUCGACUACACCUCAGAGGAAGGGUUAAGGGGCCUCAAUAGUUACUUCAAUUGGUAUUAUGGCACCACUACUGCUGCCUUUAUGAUCUCUCUAACUGUUGUUGUCUAUAUCCAAAAUAGCAUCAGCUGGUCCAUUGGGUUUGCCAUACCAACAGCCCUCAUGCUCCUCUCAGUAACUUUGUUCUUCCUGGGUACUAGACUAUAUGUCUAUGUGCCCCCUGAAGGGAGUAUCUUCUCUGGAAUUGCUCAAGUUUUUGUUGCCUCAUUUAAGAAGCGAAAACUCGAGCUUCCAUUUCCUGAUGAUGCUCAGCAACAAGAAUCAGUACUAUAUAACCCUCCUACUCGGAGUGCCCGAAUCUUGAAGCUUCCACUAAGUUUACAAUUCAGGUUCCUCAACAAAGCUGCAAUUAAAUGCGAUGGUGAGAUAAAACCAGAUGGUACAAUAAAUUCAUGGAGGCUUUGCAGUGUCCAACAGAUUGAGGAAGUAAAAUGCUUAAUGCGUAUUGUGCCGAUAUGGUUUUCUGGCAUCAUAUGCUUUGUGGCAAUGGCUCAGCAGUGGACUUUUUUAGUGUUACAAGCCAUGAAGAUGGACCGCCACCUCGGUUCACAUUUCCAAAUUCCUCCAGGAUCUGUUGGCACCAUCAACCUGCUCGCUCUAGCUUUGUUCCUCCCUAUCUAUGACAAGGUUUUUGUCCCCAUGGCCAGAAGAAUCACAAGAAUUGAGACUGGGAUCACCCUUCUCCAAAGACAAGGAGUUGGACUGGUCUUCUCUAGCUUAUCCAUGGUAGUUGCAGCCUUGGUGGAGCGUAAAAGAAGAGACUCAGCUUUGUCUCAUGGCGGGGCUACGCCAAUGUCAUUCUUGUGGCUUGCACCGCAGCUCAUUCUAACAGGCAUUGCAGAGGGCUUCAAUGCAGUAGGACAAGUGGAGUUUUACAACAGGCAAUUCCCUGAACACAUGCAAACCUUAGCAGGAUCUCUCUUCUUCUGUAGCCUGGCUGGUGCUAACUAUUUGAGCAGCUUUUUAGUGAGCAUUGUCAAGAAAACCACCGGCGGCGGUGGUCGGGCAAGCUGGUUGGACAACAACAUUAAUAUCGGUAGAGUGGAUUACUACUACUAUGUCAUAGCUAUCAUGGGGGUGGUGAAUCUGCUAUAUUUCCUAGUGUGUGCCCAUUACUACCGUUACAAGGGCUUGCCAUUAGUGAAGGAAUAAAUCUUUGGGACAUGGGUAAGGUCUAUAUGGAAGGGCAGUUGAAGUAUCAUAUAGAAAAGUCCGGGAGUUAGUGAAAGGAUGUAGAGGUGUUUGUAAUGAUGAUGAUACACUUGGCAACUAAAGCUUUAAUGAACUUCCUGAGCAAUCCAAUAAGAUGAUGCAGGAAAUCAUGAAUUCAAUAUGUAAUGGAUCAGUGACAUAAGGUUAUUUGAGGAAAAAGCUAGGUCCGUGGUGUAGCUGGUCUUCAGAAAAUUUUCUGAAGUUUGUCAAGAAAGCAUCAGGCCAGAUAAGAUCUGACUCUAAGAAGAGAACCAUAAUAAAGGGCUGCAAGUGCUUCAUGUGGGUCCGAUGUAUUGCUCCAAGGUAGCAGAUGUGUAAUAUAUUUGAAAUAAAUCAGUUUAAAGUAGAAACAUGGUGCUCCAA